Molecule: messenger RNA, 6521 nt
Organism: Pararge aegeria (speckled wood butterfly)
Lineage: Eukaryota; Metazoa; Arthropoda; Insecta; Lepidoptera; Nymphalidae
Product: muscle calcium channel subunit alpha-1-like
Exons: 48
Coding region: 185-5875 (1896 amino acids)
Biological process (GO): calcium ion import across plasma membrane
Cellular component (GO): membrane; voltage-gated calcium channel complex
Molecular function (GO): high voltage-gated calcium channel activity
Source: RefSeq, a predicted model, not a curated record
UAGUUAACAUUUGAAUAUAUUAAUAGACUGCAUAAGGUCCAAAGUUCAUAACGAAGUUUAGAUAGAAUUUAAUAUCUUAAAUCCCUUUGUUUGAUAAAGUGUAGUGAAGUGAGUGGCGUAUGGCAUUCCCAACGGAAACGGGUUCGAUUCUCUGGCUGCGAACAGUGGACUCAUACAGAUCAACAUGAACCCAGAAGGUGGUGGUGAAGAUGCGGCCGCCACCCCUACCACCCCAGCCGCGAACCAAACGCCGGACGCCGGCCCCCUGGUCCCCAUACCCGUGGCCCCCCGCAAGCCAGCGCGGAGGGGGGCCAAGGUUCAGCAGGAGAGGCCCAAGAGGGCGCUCUUCUGUCUCACUCUGAAGAACCCGUUGAGGAAGCUGUGCAUUGACAUCGUUGAGUGGAAACCGUUCGAGUGGAUGAUCCUGACGACAAUAUUCGCGAACUGCGUGGCGCUGGCGGUCUACACGCCAUUCCCAGCGAGCGACUCCAAUUACACCAACUGGGUUUUAGAAAAGAUCGAAUACAUAUUCCUGGUGAUAUUCACGGGGGAAUGCGUCAUGAAGAUCAUAGCGUACGGGUUCGUCAUGCAUCAGGGCUCAUAUCUGAGAAACGGCUGGAAUCUGCUCGACUUCACGAUUGUUGUUAUUGGUAUGGUGAGCACGGUGUUGUCGAGUAUAUUCAAGGACGCUUUCGACGUGAAGGCGCUCAGGGCUUUCAGAGUACUCCGGCCACUGAGGCUCGUCUCUGGAGUGCCCAGUCUGCAAAUCGUGCUGAACUCGAUCCUGAAGGCGAUGGUGCCGCUGCUCCACAUUGCGCUGCUGGUCAUCUUCGUCAUCAUCAUCUACGCCAUCAUCGGACUGGAGCUGUUCUCGGGGAAGAUGCACAAGUCGUGCUAUAGCAGGGUUUCAGGUGAAAUAAUGGACAACGCUCACCCCUGUGAUACGGAUAACGGCUUCAACUGCUCUCUCCUCGGGGACGAGAUGGAAUGUCGUGAGGGUUGGAUCGGACCGAACUUCGGUAUCACCAAUUUCGAUAAUUUCGGUCUGUCCAUGCUCACGGUCUUUCAAUGCAUUACUCUUGAGGGCUGGACGGAUGUCAUGUAUAAUAUUCAAGAUGCGAUGGGCAACAGUUGGGAGUGGAUAUAUUUUGUUUCGAUGGUCAUAUUGGGUGCUUUUUUCGUCAUGAACCUAAUUCUCGGUGUGUUGUCUGGAGAAUUUUCAAAAGAAAGAGAAAAAGCUAAGAAUCGUGGUGAUUUUCAAAAGUUAAGAGAGAAGCAGCAGUUGGAAGAAGAUUUAAAAGGAUAUCUAGAUUGGAUCACGCAAGCUGAAUAUUUGGAACCACUUGCUGAUCAACAUGACACUGUGGACCAAAAAAGAGAUUACGGCAUUGAGUUUUUAAAUCAAACACAAAACGAGCAUGAUUCGACAGACCACUUAGGAAUAGACGCUCCAGAGCAACAAAAAGUGUCUAUCGGGAAAAUAUGGAAGAAAGAUUUUGAUAAGGUAAAUCGUCGAAUGAAGCGUGCAUGCAGGCGUGCCGUCAAAUCACAAACUUUUUACUGGCUCAUCAUCGUGCUUGUAUUCCUCAACACCGUGGUUCUUGCCAGUGAACAUUAUCACCAGCCACCCUGGCUAGACUACUUUCAAGAGUACGGGAACGCAAUUUUUGUGGCACUCUUUACUUUAGAAAUGUUAGUUAAAAUGUACAGCUUAGGAUUACAGGGUUACUUCGUCUCAUUGUUCAACCGCUUUGAUUGCUUCGUGGUGAUCGGGUCGAUCAGUGAGAUGGUACUAACGAAGACGGAGCUGAUGCCACCACUCGGCAUAUCCGUGUUGCGCUGCGUGCGACUGCUGCGUGUGUUCAAGGUCACCAAAUAUUGGCGAUCACUAUCCAACUUGGUAGCGUCGCUGCUCAAUUCAAUCCAGUCUAUCGCAUCGCUGUUACUGCUGCUCUUUCUUUUCAUCAUGAUAUUUGCGCUGCUCGGCAUGCAGGUGUUUGGAGGCAAGUUUAACUAUGAUCCCGUGGAGGAGAAGGAUCGACAUAACUUUGAUUGUUUUUGGCAGGCGCUUCUCACCGUAUUUCAGAUUCUGACGGGAGAGGACUGGAACGCUGUGAUGUACGAGGGAAUCAAGGCAUACGGUGGCGUCGGUACCUUCGGCAUACUGGCCUGCAUUUACUUUAUCAUCCUCUUCAUCUGCGGUAAUUAUAUUCUCUUGAACGUGUUCUUGGCUAUUGCCGUGGACAACUUGGCUGAUGCUGAAUCAUUGACGAAUAUCGAAAAGGAAGAAGGUCAAGCCGUAGAAGAAAAAGAAGGAGUUGAAGAAGGUGUGGAAGGCAUCCUCGCAGAAACUGAUGACGAAUACAUACACGAUGACGAUGCCUACACCACCGAUAACUCGGAAAGGGAAUACGAAGAGAUGGGGUCAGAGGGUGACCAACAAGAAGAGAUCGAUGGAGAGAGCGAUGAAGGGAUUAUGGACGAAGAAAAUGAAGAGAGAAUCGAAGAGGAACAAGAAGAAAUGGAAAGCCAUCAAAGAAAUCAUAUAGUGAACACAGAGUACGAGGAUGAGCCGCGAUUGAAACGUAAGCCGACGACGUCAUCGGCGAGGCCGCGGCGCCUUUCCGAGGUCGAUAUCCAAAGCUCGGCCAAACCCAUCCCCGAUGCCACUUCCUUCUUCAUAUUUUCUAAAACGAACAGGUUUCGCGUAUUCUGCUACAAGAUGUCAGCGUCGUCCACGUUCGGCAACAUUAUCCUGGUUUGCAUCAUGUUGUCAUCUGCCAUGUUGGCUGCAGAGGACCCUUUGGAUGCUGCACAGAAAGGCUUUCGGAAUUGGCUGCUGAGUCAAUUCGAUAUAUUCUUCACGGGCAUCUUCACUCUGGAGCUGUUCUUGAAGCUGAUCACGUACGGCCUUCUUCUCCACCAGGGUGCCUUUCUGCGCUCCGCCUUCAACGUGCUCGACAUGCUAGUUGUUUGCGUCUCCCUCAUUUCUAUGAGCUUUAAGUCCGGGAGUAUAUCUGUAGUAAAAAUAUUGCGAGUGUUCAGGGUGCUGAGGCCUCUGAGGGCUAUCAACAGGGCCAAAGGCCUUAAGCACGUUGUUCAGUGCGUGAUCGUUGCAAUCAAAACGAUCGGCAACAUUUUGUUGGUUACAUCCUUGCUCCAAUUCAUGUUUGCGGUCAUGGGAGUGCAAAUGUUCAAGGGUAAAUUCUUUAGAUGUAAUGACAUUUCUAAAAUGACAAAAGACGAGUGUCGAGGAACAUAUUUAGUUUUCGAAAAUCGUAAUUAUGUAGUUAGAGAUAGAGAAUGGAAGAGGAAUGAAUUCCAUUUUGAUAAUGUAAUGAAAGGGAUGCUCACUCUCUUCACGGUAUCCACUUUUGAAGGAUGGCCAGGGUUACUGUACGUGUCUAUAGAUUCGAAUGCCGAAGAUCGGGGACCCAUUACUAACUUCCGUCCAAUUGUUGCAGCCUACUAUAUAAUUUAUAUUAUAAUAAUCGCCUUCUUUAUGGUAAAUAUAUUCGUCGGUUUCGUCAUAGUGACAUUCCAAAAUGAGGGCGAGCAAGAGUAUAAAAACUGUGAACUAGAUAAGAACCAAAGAAAUUGUAUAGAAUUCGCCCUAAAAGCAAAACCAAUUAGAAGGUAUAUCCCUAAGCACCGUAUUCAGUACAAAGUGUGGUGGUUCGUGACGUCACAGCCGUUCGAGUACGCGAUAUUCGUACUGAUCAUGAUAAAUACUAUAACUCUCGCCAUGAAGUACCACAACCAACCACCCGAGUACAGCAAAGCGUUGGACAUGUUAAACAUGAUCUUUACUGCUGUGUUCGCGUUAGAGUUCAUUUUUAAACUCGCCGCCUUUAGAUUUAAGAAUUACUUCGGUGACGCGUGGAACACAUUCGACUUCAUCAUCGUUUUAGGUAGCAUCAUAGACAUCGUGGUCUCACAAGUAAACGAACUCAAGAAUCAGGGAAGUGGGUUGCCAAGAGCGCACGUUGUCAAGGAGAGCUCCAUACCAUCUAUAAACUUCUUUCGUCUCUUUCGGGUUAUGAGGCUGGUAAAGCUUCUCUCCCGAGGGGAAGGCAUAAGAACACUUCUCUGGACAUUCAUCAAGUCCUUUCAAGCUCUACCCUACGUAGCACUUCUUAUUCUCAUGCUGUUUUUUAUAUACGCUGUGGUUGGGAUGCAGGUUUUUGGAAAAAUCGCAAUCGACGACGACACGCCUAUCACAAGAAAUAACCACUUUCAAACAUUUCCCCAAGCUAUAUUGGUUUUAUUCCGAUCUGCUACCGGGGAAGCGUGGCAAGACAUAAUGAUGGGUGUGUCGCCGGAGCCGGAUGUGCAUUGCGAUAAUAAUUACGAGGAGGAGGGGGAGGAUGACAGCAGUGGCUCAUGUGGCAGUGUCCUUGCCUUCCCAUAUUUCAUAUCCUUCUACGUUCUAUGUUCAUUUCUCAUUAUCAAUUUAUUUGUCGCUGUCAUUAUGGAUAAUUUCGACUAUUUAACGAGAGACUGGUCAAUAUUGGGACCACACCACUUAGAUGAAUUUAUAAGACUUUGGAGUGAAUAUGAUCCUGACGCAAAGGGUCGAAUUAAACACUUAGAUGUAGUUACUUUAUUAAGAAAAAUUAGUCCACCUUUAGGGUUCGGUAAACUGUGUCCGCAUCGCGUGGCGUGCAAACGACUAGUGUCCAUGAAUAUGCCUCUCAACUCUGAUGGCACUGUUCUCUUCAAUGCAACGCUGUUUGCCGUCGUUCGAACCUCGCUAAAGAUCAAAACCGAUGGAAAUAUCGACGACUGUAACACGGAACUUCGAGCUGUAAUCAAAAAGAUCUGGAAACGAACUUCACCCAAGUUACUAGACCAGGUGGUACCACCUCCUGGAGAUCCAAAUGAGAUUACGGUCGGCAAGUUUUAUGCAACCUUCCUCAUCCAAGAUUACUUUAGAAGGAAUCACGCGUUCAAAAAGCGGAAGGAACAGGAGAUGAGGCAGAAUGAUGAGCAGUGUCACCAAAUGACACUACAAGCAGGUCUGAGGACAUUGCACGAAGCUGGGCCAGAACUAAAGCGAGCCAUAUCUGGGAAUCUCGAUGUUGAUAUUGUUGGAGAUACCGAUGUACCUAUGCAUAGGAGAAAUCAUUCGUUAUUCGGUGGAGUAUGGUCCAGUAUACGAAGGCACGGCCCUAACAGACAUUUUCCGAGACAUCGAAAACAAGGUGAAGGACCUCCAGAGGCUGUCGGCAAUCACUUAAGCUCGAUGAUGCAGCGGGAAUACGGAGUAUCGAAUUUGCCUUUAGCUCCCAAUUUAGCUAACGGACAGCCGAAAGAGCAAAUACCAUUGAGACCAUUAAUAUUGAAUGGAGAGUCAGAAAAAAUAUACCAGGUGCUCGAAACAACAACGAAUGAUCUAAAGAACGCUAUUUACAAAGUAGGCGGUAAUACCGGACGCGGGGUGGUGUCGCUUCCCGGCAGUCCCAGGAACACGUCCUCGGUACCCGUGGUGGGGUCUGCUGAGAGCCUGGUUACUAGGGUGCUAGCUGAACAAGGUCUAGCAGAGUACUGCGAUCCGGAAUUUGUAAGAAACACCUCGAGGGAAAUGCAGGAGGCACUUGACAUGACUCAAGAGCAAAUGGAUAGAGCGGCACAUCAACUAAUGAUACAAGAGAGAAACUUAAAGCAAGUUCAAAACCAACAGCCCCAAGUGGGUAAUAUUUGGGAUUUUGUAGGGCGAGAUCCUAGCCCGCCAGCACCACCCCUUCCACCAGCCGGCAGUGCAGCAGCCCUGCAAGCGGUUAUAGCACCGACACAAAAUGGCGUCCAGCAUGGCGCCGGCAGACGUCAUCCUCACCACAGAAGAAAGAGAAAACGCAAGCCGGUGCUUGUUUAGACACUACCAAAUACCUUGCGUUCUUAUUUUUACAGUCUGAUUAUAAAAUAUGCUCAAUCGUCUUUUUUGUCAGGGCCCUAACUCUCUGUGACAUUGAAAUCGUAACCACGGUAGUUUAUCUAAUUCUGUAACGUUUAAUUUUUAUUUUUUGAAAUCACAAACUCUAAUUACAAUUUAAGCGUCGCAGCGAUUAUGGGCCCUAGUAGUGCCAAUUCUAUACUAGACAACUCUCUAAAAUAUAUUUUAAUUGAUAUGACCAAAGAUAAUGCUGUCUUUUUCUACAAAGAACAUAGUGAAAAGGAUGGCACUCUUUUUAUAAAUGUCAUUAAAGUUUAAUUUAGAGAUUUGUACAGAAUCGGCGCUGAUACCUUCGUAUGUUAGAUCUUGGCCUUUUGGCAGUUUAUAAAUAGCGAAUCGAACAGGAGGAUCAAAUUAGGUACUAUGAAUUGUAAUACUGUAUUUCUUGGGGACUGUGAAAUGCUAAACACAGUUGAAAGUGAGAUUUGUAGUUCCGUAGGUAUUUUAUAGUAAAGAUAAGAUUAAUGGAUUAGGGUGAAACAAAAACUAUGAUAAUGGUGCAAAUAUCGUUCGACAUAAGUCUCUGAACGAAACUAAAUUGACAGGUUUACAAGUAGUUAAUGCUUCU